GUGAAACGUGGACAAGCUUAAUGUGAUUUUAAAUAGAUCGAUAAGCAACAAUAUGAGGUAAAUUCAAUGUUAAGGAUCUCAAUGCGAGUGGACUGCACUUGGACUCGUAUCGCAAUCUCCGGGGCUAUUGUGCUCCCUGCAUUUGGGUUCAUUAAACACAUACGAGAAUAACGCAUGGGUAUCUCUCCCACAUGAAUGGCGAUAUAGAGAGGGAAAUAAUACGUUGAACAGAUAAGCGCUCAAGUCUGUGUUCCUUGCCCAUGGAAUCCAUGGGAAGUCAAUUGGGUGAUCAUUUGUCAAGCGUAACUUAAAGUGAACAGUUGAUUGAAGUCGUUUGUCGCGAAAUACCUAUUUCGAAAAUCAAAUCCGAAUAUGAUUGUCCUUGUGUGGGUUUUACUGGCCGGUCUGCAGGUGCAGGGUUGUGUUAAUCGUGUGCCAGUUGUUAAAAUGCGUGGAACUCUGGUAACAAUGCGUAAGCACCAAAAUUAUGCCAACUGCACUACAAACUGUGGACCCUUGGUGGGAAGAACCAGAACUGAGACAUACAUGGGAUUCCACGACGUUUGCUGUGAUGGUUAUAUACGCAAUGAGGACAACGAGUGUGUGCCGCAGUGCAAGGAUUGCGGAAUCGCAGGAAAGUGCCUGUCGCCCAAUGUGUGUUUGUGUGACAAGGGCUACUCGAACCGCCGGGAUCGCAGUCACUGUGAGCCGGAGUGCAGUGAGCCCUGCGUAAACGGAAACUGUGUGGCUCCGGACGAGUGUGAGUGCCUUCCGGGCCACCGGUUCUACAAUGGCUCCCAGAAGGAAUGUGAGCCGCUUUGCAAGGAGGACUGUUCAAACGGUCGCUGCCUGGAGACGGGAAAGUGCCAGUGCAACAACGGCUUCCAGCGGAAUGACAAGCUGAACAAAUGUGAGCCCAUCUGCCAGGAUGUCUGCUACCACGGCCAAUGUGUGGCGCCCAACGAGUGCCGCUGCAAUCCCGGCCACGAGCAGCGUUUGGGCCAACCGUGGAUCUGCGACCCGAUCUGCUCGAGCGGCUGCGCCAACGGCAGCUGCCUGGACGCCGAGGAGUGCUACUGCAAGGAGGGCUAUGCCCACAAGGACGGCACCCUCGCCUCGGGCUGCGACCCGGUGUGCAGUCCCGCCUGCGUGAACGGCACCUGCAUCUCGCCCGGCCACUGUGCCUGCUCCGAAGGACACGUUUUCGCCGAGGGAUCGCGCCAUGAGUGUGUGCCCAGCUGUCGUUCCGGCUGCGAGAAUGGCUUCUGCAGUGCCCCAGGUCGCUGCGAGUGCCACGAGGGCUUCGAGAAGCUCUCCCCGCACCGCUGCUCCCCCACCUGCCAGCCGGGCUGUGGCCGCAACGCCCGCUGCACCGCUCCGGACACCUGUGCCUGCGAUGCGGGCUACGUCUUCGUCAACGGCAGCACCACCGAGUGCGAACCCUUCUGCCCCAGGAGCUGCCGGAACGGGAUCUGCAGCAGUCCUGGCGUUUGCACCUGCUUUGAUGGCUAUCAGGCUCUUCUCUCUUUCUACUGCAUCCCGGUCUGCUCGAAGUCCUGCAUCCACGGCAGCUGUGUGGCGCCCAACGAGUGCCGCUGCUUCACCGGCUACCGACCGAGUGCCAGCCAGGGAACCAGUAUUUGCGAGCCCAUCUGCAGCCAGGAUUGUGGCCACGGUCUCUGCAUCGCCCCGGAGAUUUGCCAGUGCGAUGUGGGCUAUGCGAAGCGGUGGCCCCGCGGCUCCUGCGAGCCCCACUGCCCCCAGAAGUGCGUGAAUAGCCACUGCGAGGGUUCGGGAGUGUGUCGCUGCUACGAGGGCUACAAGCUGAGGCCGGGAUCCACCUCCGUCUGCGAUCCGGAAUGCUCGCCGGGAUGCAGGAACGGCACCUGUGUGGAGCCCAACAGCUGUGCCUGCUUCGCUGGCUACGAGGACACCAAGGUGCCCUACGAGUGUGUGCCCACCUGUCGGCCCAGGUGCGAGAAUGGUCGCUGCUCAGCCCCGGGACACUGCGAAUGCAAUCCCGGCCAUGUGGUCACCAACUCCAGCGAGCCGAACUCCUGUCGACCCCAGUGCCGGGAGCAGUGCAUCAACGCCGAGUGCCUGGCACCGGAAAAGUGCGUCUGCCUGCCGGGCUACAGAUUUUUGGCCGAUAGCAGCACCGAAUGCGAACCGAUUUGCUCCAAGGGAUGUCGUUCCGGCCAGGAAUGCAUUGGGCCGGACACCUGCGAGGGCUUCGAUUCGAUGAUUAGCCCCACAACUGGCAGACACCUGGUCUUCCACUGGUCCAUGUUCAUCCUGGCCAUCCUGCUCUGCCUGGCCUUGGUGAUGGUACCCCUCCUGGUGCUCAGGGAGCUGCAGCGGCGUCGUCGAGGGGGCGACAAGCAGAGGAACAACCUCAUCGAGAACCCAUCCUACGGAGUUGUGCAGGCCAACAGCGAGGAGGCGGAUAACGAGUUGGGGAUCGGUCUAGGGGAUUAACCAACAUCAGAUCGAAGAUAGACUUUAUAGAUUUCUCAUCACGACUAACUAAUAUUAAUAAGAACGCAUCUCUUUGUCUGUGGAAAUAGUUUAAUUUGAAUGUUUAUGGCUUGGUUUCGUUUACAAUCGUUUCGUUCGAUUAAGUUCUACACCGAAGGAUGCUUGGCAUCGUCGAAAAUAAUACACACAUAUAUAAAUAUAUCUAUAGAACUAUAAUUUUACGCUAAACAUUUAUGGUUAAAAGUUAAGAACGUAAUCUACCGUAAUAAAUUAUGAAAUACAUAAUA
This is a messenger RNA of Drosophila subpulchrella, 2765 nucleotides long. Its product is annotated as multiple epidermal growth factor-like domains protein 10. The transcript has 5 exons. The coding region runs from base 373 to 2478 and encodes 701 amino acids. The record is from RefSeq and is a predicted model, not a curated record. NCBI's taxonomy places the organism in Eukaryota, Metazoa, Arthropoda, Insecta, Diptera, Drosophilidae.